This is a messenger RNA of Hemicordylus capensis (graceful crag lizard), 1503 nucleotides long. RefSeq names its product cornifelin homolog A-like. Lineage: Eukaryota; Metazoa; Chordata; Lepidosauria; Squamata; Cordylidae. Gene Ontology annotation, cellular component: cornified envelope. The record is from RefSeq and is a predicted model, not a curated record. Bases 360 to 704 code for a protein of 114 amino acids. The transcript has 3 exons.
UUCCCUGCAACACAGAUAUCGAAAGAGCAGCAGUAAGAGCAACCUGGAGAGGAGCCUCUGGCUCCAUCACCACAGCCUCACCCCUCUCUUGCCACACCCACACCCCACGGUGAUGAUCGGCAAAGCACCAUGCUCCAGCUGCAAAUCUAUGCAGACACCUCUAAGCUGUGCCACAAAAGAUGGGAACUCCAGUAAGUCAAGGGAAAGCACCUCUUUUCGGGAGACACUCAGCUGAGGAAGCAGCACCAACCUGGAUUGUUGCAAACUGGCGCUCCUAACUGCUUCAGAGCUGGAAGCCUGGCAAAGUCUCCCUGCAGUCCUUGGAGGGCCUCUUUGCCCUGGCACAGCCCUCCUCCUCCAUGGCUUUCCAGCCCUGCCCGGUGGUCACGCAGCCUGCAGCCGUCAGCAGGUGCUGCCCGUCUCCAUACAGGGAUUGGAAAACGGACCUCUUUGACUGCUCUGCUGACAAGCUCAUCUGUCUCUGCGGCAUCUGCUUUCCCUGCAUCCUUGCCUGCAAGGUGGCCGUAGACUAUGGCGAGUGUUGCUGCGUGCCCUUCUUGCCAGGGGCUCUCAUAGCCAUGCGGACAGGCCUGCGAGAACAGCUGCGCAUCCAGGGCUGCGUGUGCUGCGAUUGGGUGGCUUUCUGCUGCUGCUGUCCCUGUGCCCUUUGCCAGAUGGCACGAGAGCUGAAGAGCCCCUGUUAGCCACCACCCAAGCUAGGCAUGCUCCGGAACCAACCCUGUCGAUGGGCAACUCCGAAUGCCAGGGAGAGAGAGAGGCACGCUCUGGUGAUCCAUGGCCAGAAUGAGCACAGCCACUUGUUGCCUCUUUCAGGGAAGCGUCAGGGCAAAGCUGGAUUUUCCUGCCAGGCAGAGACUGGGGUUGUCCAGGAAAUCACGGCCAAUGCAGAGCGCCAAAGGAUGCUGGAGAGAUUGACGGAAGCAGCUUGCUUCUCUUACUGAACUUCAGGAGCUGCUUAACUAAUCAACUGAGCAUAGCCAGAGCCACCUUUUCACAUCGUAAACUGGGGAGCACAGUAUGCACUUCUCCCUGGACAUGCACAUAGAGCUACUGGCAUCUUAAACAGAGGAGGGGAACACUGCAGUUGUGCACCUGCACUCAGCAGAGCAGCACACAUCCAAGGCUGUGACGCAACCACCUUGGUGAGUGGGAGUGCAGCUGAUUCUCAGGAUGCGGAGCAGACGAGAAGGACCAGUUUGUAUCAGCAGAAUCAAAUCCUAAAGCUGCUUCUGGAUGGUACUACUUAGGAGCGAGGAGACUGUAUGUGUAAAACAGGGUGUCAGAGAGAACCCAGCAAGACUGCAGAGCAAAGGAAGGAAGGAAGGCUAGGCUAGAACCCCUCUUCCUAACUUGCUAGUUUUGAAUGCACAGAGAGCUCUUUACAUGGGUGGGCACCCAAACAUGAACAGCCUCCCUCUUCCUGCAACAAACUGAAGUGCCGUCCAGGAAAACUUGCACACUUGAUUUUGCCAAUUGUAUAAA